AAAAAUAAAAAUAAAAAUAAAAAUAAAAAUAAAAAUAAAAAUAAAAAUAAAAAUAAAAAUAAAAAUAAAAAUAAAUUAAAUUAAAAAUAAAAUAGCUACAGACCUAUAUUGUCAAUAUUUAAUAUUUACACACCUACAUCUAUUUUAUAUACACUCUCAUUAAAUAUUAUUUCUAUAUAUUUCUAUAUAUUACCUAUUCAUUUGACGUUGCAAGACCUAGAAAUAACGGCAGGAUCGUCAUAGCCACUGGUUUGUUAGUGCCACUAUAUAUAUACCCUUUUCACAUUGGUCUGGACCGGUUCAGCGACCCUCCCCCAGACCUAAACACCUUCUCCCAAUCCCAUAUUCCUAUCCAAGUACGACAUAUAAUACCGUGCAAUCCUCGAACGAACAGUUAUCCACCCUCUUAACUUUUUAAAAACAUAUCUCUAUUACCUAUCCUAUAUAUGGAUUUGUCACCGUUGUACCUGCUCUCGAUCCCGCCACACUCCUCCACCCCGCCCAUGCCCGCGAGGAAGGAGCACCCCAUAUACGCAUAUAACAAUCCCUAAUCGCCGCAGCCUCGCCUCGUCUCAUCAUCUAACCUGCAUACCUCUCUACUAUCAAAGAAUAUCUCAUAUAUCCCGGAAUGAUGGACUUUCCGCCAGACAAGACGCUGGAGCUCCCCAGCAAUAUAUCGGCGACAUACCUGAGCGAGGGAGCUGCGAAUGUGGUUUAUAGUAUAAACGUGCCACCGCAGAGUAGCACGCCUGAACAUGGCGAUAUAAAGGAGAAAGGAGAGGACACAACGCCUAAUCCCUGGCACGGCAAACUCCUCCGCUUCCGCAAAGACCUCCCCACCACCACGCCCACACUCGACGCCCACAUUGCCUUCCGCACCUCCAUCGCGCCCCUCUUCCCCGCCGAAGACCUCAUCGAUAUCCGUCUCGUCUCCCUCGGCUCAAGCCACCUAAUCCAGACCCUCAACGCCACCCUGCGGUCCGCCGAGCAGCCUUCCUCCUCGACGCCACGGCCGGUACAGCGGCAUGGGGUUUAUUUGGCGGAUGACCAGCAUGCGCUUCUCAUUACGGAUAUGUCACCUCCAACAUCAUCAACCCUAAUCCAAUUCAAACCCAAAUGGCUCGCCCCCUCCCCCUCCGCCCCCCCAACUCCAAACGCUGCCGCACCUGCGCCCUACACGCUAAACGCGGCAUCUCAAAACCGUCUUUCUGUCCACUGGAUCUCAUUUCCUCCUCUCCCGCCGACGUGCGGCGCGCUGCGGCGUUGUUGCUUGGGUUACCUGCUUCUGCUGCCACCGCUGCCACUGCCUCUGAUAGCACCUCUACACAAAAUUGUAGCAGCGCUGCCCAGAACGGCAGUGCCAAAACCGCCACUGGAAGCCAAAACGGAGCGCAAAAUGGCACUACUACGGCUACACCGAAGGAGUUGCAAACCCUCACCCGCCUAACCAACUGGGCCCUCACAUCCCCCCUCCUCCGCCACCUCCGGCACAUCCAAACAACCUUCGACCCCCUUGGCGUCUCCCACAUCCUCCGCGACAGCACAUCCCCCUCCUCCUCCUCCCUAAAAGGCCUCCAAAUCGCAAUGACCCUCCGCGACGUCACAGUCUUUCUAGUGCUACCAGAUGGGGAGGGGGUGUUGAGGGCGAGGUUGGGGGAUUUGGAUGUUAAGAGUCUGGGGAAAGUGGGG
Pseudogymnoascus destructans is the source of this 1689-nucleotide messenger RNA. RefSeq names its product Inositol-pentakisphosphate 2-kinase (gene IPK1). The coding region runs from base 629 to 1447 and encodes 272 amino acids. Gene Ontology annotation, cellular component: nucleus. Gene Ontology annotation, molecular function: ATP binding; inositol-1,3,4,5,6-pentakisphosphate 2-kinase activity. NCBI's taxonomy places the organism in Eukaryota, Fungi, Ascomycota, Leotiomycetes, Thelebolales, Thelebolaceae. The record is from RefSeq and is a predicted model, not a curated record. Gene Ontology annotation, biological process: inositol phosphate biosynthetic process. The transcript is spliced from 3 exons.